AUGCGUGCGGCAGUGUGCACGGUGCAGCAGGCACCCGUCGCGGGAGCCGCCCUACGAUGCCAAGCACGACUCAUCACGCGCCUCUACACCUCUUAUUACAAAGGGGAGUUGUUCCCCAAUCAGCUGGUGCGGCCGCUGGAGCGGUUGCCACGCGGCGUCUCCAUCGCUGCUGCGCGCAAGGGUAUGCAGACGGCAGCGCCGAGCAGCUCGGGGUCUGGCAACGCUGCCGCGGCUGCGUCACCAGAGGUGGUUACCUGGGAGGAUGUGGACAGCACGGAUCUUGUGCAUACAAAUGAGCAAAGUCGUGUCGUAAUGGCUGAGGCAAGCCUCGCCCCGAGGCGUCCGUAUGUUCCGCUUAGCGAGGUGGCAAAAAUGGAGCUGCAAGGUGACUACCUCACAGAAGGUGGCCUGCAUCAAGAGGCCUUAGAAUACUACGGGGUUGUAGCCAAGGCGUAUGAGCUGGCCUAUUCUAAAGGACAUCCGCAGGUGGCUGGCAUCCGCCUCAAACUGGCCGGUGCCUUUCGUCGAACACGACGGUUAACCAGCAGCAAGGCCAACUGUGAAGCGGCGCUGCAGAUGCUUGACAGUACUGACCAACCGCCGCUGGAGCUGAUUGUAGAAGCGCUAUUUGAGCUCGGUCUCACCACGGAGGCAAUGAAUGACGCUUCCGCAGGCACCAUCUUCGAGGAGGCCGUCACCCUCGUUGACACCUUCCACAACUCGGGCCAGUCGCACAAGAUGCUGCGCCUACUCCCCCGACUUGGUCGCCGCUUCAACCUCAACUUCGAGGAGAAGUUCUUGUAUUUCUCGCCAUUUGAUUACGAUCGCGUCUUCGCACUGGCAGACCAGUGCCUGGAGAAAGCCGAGGCCUUCUAUCAGGCGCGCAACGACCGCGCGGGCGUGAUGCGGGUUCUGCAGCAGCGUAAAGAACUCAUCGACAAGAAGUUCUUCAACAUGCGGGACUUUGCCGGCCGCAUUCACACGAUGCGCGGCCAUUGGAAGCGCCGCGCGCAGGUGCUCACAAACGCACCGACGCCGGACGAGCUGCUUCGGUACUCGCCAACGAUUCACCAGGUGCAUCGCGACUUCAAGUACGAACUCAACGCACCAAUUGGUCGUGAGAAGGAGGUGCAACCCGGCGUGAACCGCGUGGUGCAGGACAUGGGUAAUCCGUACCGUUGCCGUGGUGUCCACUCCCAGCGCAUGCUUCGUGAUGCAGAGAAGAAUUUUGAGAAGUAUGUGCGAGGCGACGCAUUCGGGGCGUAG
Messenger RNA from Leishmania braziliensis MHOM/BR/75/M2904, 1266 nucleotides. RefSeq lists its product as hypothetical. Lineage: Eukaryota; Euglenozoa; Kinetoplastea; Trypanosomatida; Trypanosomatidae. The transcript has a single exon. Gene Ontology annotation, molecular function: protein binding. The record is from RefSeq and is a predicted model, not a curated record. The coding region runs from base 1 to 1266 and encodes 421 amino acids.